Molecule: messenger RNA, 6984 nt
Organism: Oncorhynchus gorbuscha (pink salmon)
Lineage: Eukaryota; Metazoa; Chordata; Actinopteri; Salmoniformes; Salmonidae
Product: rho GTPase-activating protein 39-like
Exons: 10
Coding region: 140-3406 (1088 amino acids)
Biological process (GO): signal transduction
Cellular component (GO): cytoplasm; cytoskeleton
Molecular function (GO): GTPase activator activity; protein binding
Source: RefSeq, a predicted model, not a curated record
ACUUGCACACAGACAGGGCAGGGGUGAGGCAGUACUGUGCUCUAGUUACGUGGAAACGCACAUACAUAGUUUCAACUAGUGGGAAAUCUACUACAAUGCAACUCUUACUCCAACUUUUUGCUCAUACAAUGUGAGGAAGAUGGCCGAAACAAGCUGUGACUGGGUGGAGAUCAUGGAGCCACGCUCGCAGGAGCGCAUGUACGUGAACCUGGCCUCGGGGGAGUGUGGUUGGGAGCCCCCCCCAGGCGCCGCCGUGCGCCAGUCCGACGGCAGCCAGUGGUGGGAGCUGUUUGACAGCCACAACAAACGCUUCUACUACUACAACAGUGCCAGUCAGCAGACGGUGUGGCACCGGCCCCAGCCCUGCGACAUCGUGCCCCUGGCCCAGCUACAGGCCAUGAAGAGGAGCUCUGAGACGGGUCUGAGGGGCCCCAUCAAGCCCCAGAGAGGGGGAGGAGGGGGGGAGGGCCGCCGCGCAGCCCUACCUAACCAGGCCUACCCUAUGCCCCCCGCCCAGGACCCUGACAGCAGCGGGAGGUCCACCCCCUCUAAGGGGCUCUGUGACAGCCUGGAGAACAGUAACGACACCCCCAGGGACCCAGGUCAAAGAUGGCAACCAGCUCCGGGGUCGAAGGCAGCCAUGUUGGUGAAGGUGAACAGCAUUGGCAGGAACCAGUCCGUGGUGCCCACUAGCACCCAGCACCUCAACACUCUCAGCCCUGGGAGCCCUGCUGUGUACCAGGUCCACUCAGACAGACCCAUAUCCAGCCCUGAAGGCAAGAUGGCUGCCCCUGUGGACCACAAGCAAGCCUUCCACCUGAAGAAGGGAGACAACGGUAACUUCGGCCUGGUGAUGCCCUCCACUGGCAGCCAGGUCUACCAGACUCCACAGAGGUGUCAGGCUGGCACCCCCCAGCCCUCCUCGCCCCAUUACGGUGCCUCUCCGCCCAUCUAUGAUGAACCACCCAUGGAAACACCUAUCUACGAUGAGCCCCCGAUGGAGGUGGAGGGGGCCGCCCUCCUGAAUAGGUCCUCCACCCCAACCACCAGCCUGCAGAGGGUCCGCCAACCCCAGACCCAGACCCAGCAGCAACCCAAGCUGCUUCAAUACCCAGCCUCUCAUCUGGCCUCCAAACACAAGAGGAAUCCCUCCGCCACAGAGUACAGCCCCGCUGGACGGGAGUGCAUCAAACACAUGGUCAACGUGGAUCCUGCCACCUGCAAGCAGAGCCCCUUAUCCCAUCCUAUCCAGACAGAGCAGGCCCCUGCUCUAGACCCUGACCUGCCCCCCUCUCCAUCCCCAUGCCCAGUCGUCACCCAGCCCAGGCCCAAGGAGGUGAGCCUGGAGAAGAAGCAGUCGUGGCGUCUCCUGGAGACCAGCGUGAGGAAGAACAUGGACGUCCGACACAGCUGGCAGAACAGUGUGGCGUCCCAGGAGUACCCAGCGCCGGCCGCCGUCACCCACCAGGACUCCGGCUACUCCACCGGGCCCUCGCCCAGCUUGAGGAGGAAGAACCGCCGGAGAGCCCUGGGAGGGGGGGCUGGGGGAACAGGGCAGGGCCGGCCAGGCUCAGUGGGCAGCAGUGGGGAGCUCAGUGCCCUGAAUGAGAAGCUGAUGGCAGAGAUGCGGGUGGUGGUGAGUCGAUCUAACACCCUGCGUGGCAGCAAGGCCAGCCUGGACACUGAGAUGUCUGACAGCUCUGUACCUCGGACCCGUUCCCCCCUGGGUUCCCCGAAGAAGUACAGGGGCCGCAGCGCCUCCCGAGAGGACAUCAGCGCCAGUAACCACUCUCUGUACCGGACCAGGAGCGGGAGUACCCAUGGCAACGUGCCCCUCUCGCCCCUGGCGUCGGAGGGCAUGGUGCGUCAGAAACGGACCUAUGAGAAGGUGGACACUCUGGAGAAGAGCAUCAACAGCCUGUCCUCCUCGGAGCCCCACAUGUCCCUCUCACAGGCAGGAACACUGGACUCCAAGGCCCAGUCGGAGAUCUCGUCACACGGCGGAGGUAAUGGACACAGGGGCACCCCUCAUGGAGUCAAAGUGACUGGAGACAGGAGGGGAGGUGGGGGAGGAGGAGGCGGCAGUGUGGGAUACCAGUACCCUUACACCACCCUCUGUAAACCUCCUCCAGACACCAACAUGGUGGACUGGGCCAGUAAGAACCUGAACCUUCACACGCAGGGCCUGUUCCGCCGCCGCGUCUCCAUCGCCAACAUGCUCUCCUGGAACAGAGGCUCCAUCAAGAAGCCCAUGCUGAUCACCAGCGACCGCACCGUCAAGAAGGAGGCCUGUGAGAUGUUCAAGCUGAUUCAGGGCUACAUGGGCGACCGUCCGGCCCGGCUGGAGCGCCGUCACACCGCCCUGCUGGUGGUCACUAAGUGCUGGGGAAUGCAGGCCCUGAGGGAUGAGCUGUACGUCCAGCUGGUCAGACAGACCACUGACAACCUGAGCCUGAGGAGCCUGGAGGCCGGCUGGGAACUCAUGGCCAUCAGCCUGUCCUUCUUCUCCCCCUCGCCCAAGUUCAGAAGCUACCUUGAGGGGUACAUCCAGACACACCUGGAGCCCUCCAACGACAAGAAGAUCAUGCAGCACAUUAUGGAACAACAGGACAUGAAGACCAAGAAGAAUUCAAAGUCCCGGAAGAAGAGGAAGCAGAACAACGAGGAAGAGGAAGGCCUGCCAAUCAGCACUUAUGCCAAGUACUGCUACCGCAAGCUGCAGAAGGUCGCCGUCACUGGGGGCAAAAAGGGUCUAAGGAAGCCCACCCUGGAGGAGUUAGACCAGGGGAGGAAUGCCAUCGUGACCCCUUCCUUGUUCGGCAGUGCCCUGGAGGAGAUCAUGGAGCGCCAGAGCGAGCUGUUCCCGGAGCGCAGGCUCCCCUGGGUGCAGGUGCAGCUUUCUCAGUGCGUUCUAGCCCUGGGAGGGGCCCAGACAGAGGGAAUCUUCAGGGUGCCUGGAGAUAUUGACGAGGUGAAUGCACUGAAGCUGCAGGUGGAUCAGUGGAAUAUUCCAGAAAACCUUGGGGACCCCAACGUCCCGGCGUCUCUGCUGAAGCUGUGGUACAGGGAGCUGGAGGAGCCAGUCAUCCCUCAGAGCUUCUAUCAGCAGUGCAUCAGUAACUAUGAGGAUCCUGAAGCAGCUAUCAGAGUGGUACAGUCUCUGCCUGAACUCAGCAGACUGGUGCUCUGUUACUUUAUACACUUCUUACAGGUGUUUGCUCAGCCCGUCAAUGUGAGUAAGACCAAGAUGGACGUGAAUAACCUGGCCAUGGUAAUGGCUCCCAACUGUCUCCGCUGCCAGUCAGAUGACCCACGCGUAAUCUUUGAGAACACGAGGAAGGAGAUGUCCUUCUUGCGCAUGCUCAUUGUUCACCUGGACACCAGCUUCAUCAAGGGCCUCCUCUGAGGGAGCCAACUAUAUCCCUCUUUAUCAAGGGCCUCCUCUGAGGGAGCCAACUCUAUCCCUCUUCAUCAAGGGCCUCCUCUGAGGGAGCCAACUCUAUCCCUCUUUAUCAAGGGCAUCCUCUGAGGGAGCCAACUCUAUCCCUCUUCAUCAAGGGCCUCCUCUGAGGGAGCCAACUCUAUCCCUCUUUAUCAAGGGCAUCCUCUGAGGGAGCCAACUCUAUCCCUCUUCAUCAAGGGCCUCCUCUGAGGGAGCCAACUAUAUCCCUCUUUAUCAAGGGCCUCCUCUGAGGGGGUCAUCUCUUUAUCCAUCACCAUGCCCUGGAGAGUUGCACUUGUUCAUCAGCCCUCAACUAUAGCUGCUCUGUCUUUCUAUCAUACAACUCUACAACUGUCUACCACCUUAUUCACAACAAGCCCUCUGUUCCUUCACACUUCUCAUCAACCAUAUCACAUCUCAACCCUCGAUUCCCUCUGGUUCACGAACACCAUAGCCGGAGGAACACAGACAGUGGACUACACAGACAGUGGACUACACAGACAGUGGACUGCACAGACAGUGGACUGCACACACAGUGGACUGCACACACAGUGGACUGCACAGACAGUGGCCUACACACAGUGGACUGCACAGACAGUGGACUGCACAGACAGUGAACUACACAGACAGUGGACUGCACAGACAGUGAACUACACAGACAGUGAACUACACAGACAGUGGACUGCACAGACAGUGAACUACACAGACAGUGAACUACACAGACAGUGAACUACACAGACAGUGAACUGCACAGACAGUGGACUGCACAGACAGUGAACUACACAGACAGUGGACUGCACAGACAGUGAACUACACAGACAGUGAACUACACAGACAGUGGACUGCACAGACAGUGAACUACACAGACAGUGAACUACACAGACAGUGGACUGCACAGACAGUGAACUACACAGACAGUGAACUACACAGACAGUGACCGGGUAUCUAGAUGGUUUUUCGUGUUCCGAAUCAUCUUCCCUUAUUGUUUGAGACUUUGGGACAAGCUCACAUGUGAUGGUAGUAGGAGACUGUUUAUCCGUUGGAAAGCAGGACAUACAGUACACAGUGUUCUUGGGCUCGUGUUAAUGACUGGAGCAGAAUCAGUGGAAUGGUAUCAAGCACACGGUUUCCAGGUCUUUCAUGCCUUUCUAUUUGCUCCGUUCCAGCCAUUUAUUAUGAGCCGUCCUCCCCUCAACAGCCUCCUGUGCUACUGUUUCUGCUCCAAACACUGGACCGUGCUGCCGUGAGAUUCAGCAUGUGAAGAAGAACAAUCGCAAUACGAGACUAUUAUGCACAAGAAGCAUGUGUGCAGGGAAAAGUCCAGAGACAAAUGUGUAAAUAUGAUGAUGUUUUUAUUGUGGGGGGAAUUAGUUCCUGCUUCAAGUGCCACAUAUGUAUCUGACUGCCAUGGUAGUGAAUGAUGAUGAUGAUGUCUCAUCACGUUUAGACAGACAGAACCUGUAUUAUUCCCUUCUCUUUUCCUUUAUUAUGUAACAGUGUGUCUGCAAAGCAACGAUUUCCUUCGCAUUUCAUUUGGAAAGCUUUUUUGACUAAUUUGAAUAUGAAUUCUGUCUGUGUUGCCAGAGCUGCAGGAUGAGUUGAUAGUAAGGUUUAGACUUCUCCACUGGCCGCAGAGACAGAUUCCCCCUCUGGGCAACAACAAAUAUAGAUAUUUAUUUCUAAACUGUUUCUCUUCAAAUAAAAAUGAUAAAACCCAUCAGUUGGGCAGAGAUGUGCGUACAUAUGGGAGAGACAGAGUCUCGGAUUAAAAUGAGGAAAACACAUUUCUAUUCUCCUCAGCGGUGGAGUUGGGGGGGGGGGGGGGCUAGGGAAAAUCUGUGGAGCACUUUCUGCUGUUUUACUCCAGACAAUUACAUUUGGCUUAUUUUUGGAGAGGGCCAAAAAUAUUUUGAUCCUCCCUUCAGUGGAACACAAUUAUACCUUUGAUGGAGCUUGUAAAAAUGCUAAUUUGAGCUAUUAGCAGGUCAGGGGAAAAGGAUGCAGGAUAAAAUGAGAGCGCUGCUGCCUGGACCUAAAGCCUUAGCCACGCAGACAGUGGUGGAUUUACAGUGCAAGCCAAAGGGAGAGGCAAUCUGGCAGUGGUUUUAGGGUCUGGGGGUACAUUAGUUUAGUGCCAUAUACUGGGAGGACAAAAAACAAGCCGAUUUAGUAUUUUUAGACAAUAUUGCCUAACAAGGACUUUCCUAUUCCUCAAAAUCGUAUACCACAUAAGGAGAAGAGGGUUUAAAAUCCAUAUUUCAGCUGUCUUAAGGGCCAUGCGGUUUCCGUUAUAUUUAGCAGUGUGGUCAGGGUUUAGGUUUUAAUGCCCCACAUGUUUUCUCUGUGUCUACCUCAUCUUAGUGAUGGGGUCUGUGCUGCGAGGCUUGUGUGUAUGUAUAUGCACGUGUACGUAAGUACUUUGCACAUCAGUGUGUGUGUGUGUUUGCCGACUAUGCGUGUGUGUCAACUGUAAAUGUGUGUGUUUGUGUGGUAGUAGUCUGUUCAUAUAGCAUAUGCUCCGUAGUUACUGGAAGCUGGAGCCCCUAAAUUAGAGGGUGUGUUUAGCCAGAAAAUUGCAUCUAGAGGUUAUAUGGUUGUUAACCCCUUUUCUGCACUCACAGCAUUUACAGAGGCCGCUCCUUCGUUUCCUGCAUUAAUGCUUUACUGUUCGUCCUACGAAAACCCAAGCCACCAGAGUUGGGUACUCCAUAGCCACAUCAGAGGACACUACCCAGCUUUCUCCUCACCUCUAGCCAGCAGGGGCAGCUCUGAGGUGGGGUGGAGGAUGGCUAUGCAGGGCCAGUAGUUCUGGGAGUGCAUGAGAGAUAUAUACUGAGCCUGCAGAACGAGGAGGGAGAAUUCAGGGGCCAGCAGUCACUGGUCUAUUGCUAUAGUUCUUGUAAUUGUAUCACAAUGUGAGUGUUCUUCUAGAAUCUAUACACAGACCUUUAAUAAAACAGCUGUGGACCUGUAAUUAAGACACUGAACUCCUGAAGCUCUGGUUUAACUCUUCUCCAUCCUGUGUUCUUCAGUGGCUGAUGAUUCAUAUAUAUAUAUAUAGUGUUAUAUAUGAAUAGUAGCAUGGUCUUUGGUCACUGAAUGUUCAAAACAAUGACGGUUAUAAUAACAUGAUUCCACAAUAUUGUGAAAGAGUUCCAUUCUUCAGUAAUGUCAUUAUUCUCUUAGUUUGACAUCAAUGCGAGUCAGCGGUGUAAUUUCUUGAUUUGAUAAAUCAUUUUUGACUCUUAUUUUUUUUCCUAACUGGGAUGAGUGUUGAUAAUGUUUGUUGAGGUGAUAAACUGAAGCGUGUCAUGUUUAGACUGUGUUUGAUGACAGUUACAUGUGUGUGCCCCCCGUCCAUUGUGCUUCCUCUUCCCUGGCCCUCACAUGAUGGGUGCUAUUGACUCGUUGUAAAUAUGCUUGCAGGUCUUUUGGAUAUGUUGGUGUGAGUGUUUGACAACAAGAAAAACAGCAACGGUGAUUGUGUGGAUGGAUUUAUUUCAUAAAUAAUUGAAAAAAUAAAGUUUGUAAACUAAAUUUGU